Messenger RNA from Gracilinanus agilis (Agile Gracile Mouse Opossum), 1062 nucleotides. It is a transcript of the gene BNIPL, whose product is annotated as BCL2 interacting protein like. The coding region runs from base 1 to 1062 and encodes 353 amino acids. The transcript has 11 exons. Gene Ontology annotation, cellular component: cytoplasm. NCBI's taxonomy places the organism in Eukaryota, Metazoa, Chordata, Mammalia, Didelphimorphia, Didelphidae. The record is from RefSeq and is a predicted model, not a curated record. Gene Ontology annotation, biological process: apoptotic process.
AUGGGAACUUUACAGGAAUCAAGAAAUCUUGGAGGUUCUAGAAAGAAUGUGGAAACAUCAGAGCUGGGACCGUCACUGAAAUUUGGGGACGUGGAAUUGAAGGAAGAGUGGCAGGAUGAAGAGUUCCCCCGACUGCUCCCUGAGGAGUCCAAUUCCUCUGAAGAUCCAGAGGACCUUAGAGAAGGUACCCAGAUGGGUCCCCUAAGCACUUUAGCACUAUGUGGCAGGCGUCACAUGCGGAAGCGUCUUUCAGCCCCAGAGCUUCAGCUGAGUUUGGGGGAUGACACAGGUGACAAAGAAGGCUCUCCUGCCCACUCCACGCCUUCUUCCCCAAAUGGUAGCUCUGACAUAGAGGUGGAUGGUUUGGAGACACCCUCAGACUCAGAACAGCUGGACAGUGGCCAUGAAUUUGAAUGGGAAGAUGAGCUUCCCCAAAGAGAUGGCCCAGGGGCAAGUGAAGCAGCUGAAAGACUGGGCCAGGGUUGUGUGUGGGAUGUGGCUGGGGAGAAUGGUCAUCGCUGGAAAGUGUUCCGAACAGGGCAUCGGGAGCUUCGAGUGGAUAUGACGGCCAUUGAACCCUAUAAAAAGGUCCUGUCUCAUGGAGGUUACCAUGGUGAUGGCCUCAAUGCUGUUAUCCUUUUUGCUUCCUGCUACCUACCCAGAAGCAACGUCCCUGACUACAGUUAUAUCAUGGAGCACUUGUUUAGAUACAUGGUGGGGACUCUAGAACUGCUUGUAGCCGAGAAUUACCUGCUUGUCCACCUGAGUGGAGGAACAAGCCGGGCCCAGGUACCCCCUCUGAAUUGGAUCCGACAAUGUUACCGUACCCUGGACCGUCGUCUCCGAAAAAACCUUCGUGCCCUGGUAGUUGUACAUGCCACAUGGUAUGUGAAGGCAUUUCUGGUGAUGCUUCGGCCUUUUAUCAGUUCCAAGUUUAGCAGAAAGGUCCGUUUUCUGGAUAGUCUAGAGGAGCUGGCCCAACUCAUCUCCUUGGAACAUAUCCACAUCCCGGAUGCUGUCAGACAGCUGGACAAGGAUCUGCAUGGCUCUGGAGGGACCUAA